Schistocerca piceifrons (Central American locust) is the source of this 3059-nucleotide messenger RNA. It is a transcript of the gene FipoQ, whose product is annotated as F-box/LRR-repeat protein 2. Gene Ontology annotation, biological process: positive regulation of protein ubiquitination; SCF-dependent proteasomal ubiquitin-dependent protein catabolic process. The transcript is spliced from 11 exons. Bases 39 to 1592 code for a protein of 517 amino acids. Gene Ontology annotation, molecular function: protein binding. Gene Ontology annotation, cellular component: SCF ubiquitin ligase complex. Lineage: Eukaryota; Metazoa; Arthropoda; Insecta; Orthoptera; Acrididae. The record is from RefSeq and is a predicted model, not a curated record.
GGCGGCCAGUGCAGCCGCAGGAGAGCCGCGAGCCGGACAUGGAGGCCAGCGACGUGUGGGGUCAGAUCGCCCUGGAGGGCGCGCAGGUCUACAUCACCGAGGGGUCCGGGGCCACAGUACGCAGCCACUUCCAUAACACGACGAUCGAGAAGCUGCCGGACAAGGUGCUGCUGCACAUUUUCUCGUACCUGUCGCACCGCGAGAUAUGCCGCAUGGCGCGCGUCUGCCGCAAGUGGCGCAUCAUCGCCUACGACACGCGCCUCUGGAAGAGCGUCUCACUGCGCCCAGAGAUCUCCGGCCUGCACGUCAGCUCGCUGGAGUCCCUGCUGGCCCUCAUCAGCGUGAGGUUCGGGCCGUCGCUGCGCUACAUCGAGCUGCCCAUCGAGCUGAUCACGCACACGGUGCUGCACGAGCUGGCCAACAAGUGCCCCAACCUGACGCACAUGCUGCUCGACUUCUCCACCGCCAUGCAGCUGCACGACUUCAGCGAGAUGCAGGCAUUCCCUACAAAACUCAGGUACAUGUGCAUCUGCCUUUCGGAAGUGAUCUUCAUGGAGGGUUUCAUGAGGAAAAUAUACAACUUCAUCAAUGGCUUGGAAAUCCUACACCUAAUAGGCACGUAUGAGAAAGUUGAGGAGGAAGAGGAGGAAAUCUAUGAAGUAAUAAACGUGCACAAACUGAAAUCAGCAACCCCCAACCUGCGGGUGAUCAACUUGUAUGGCAUUAACUUCGUAGAUGACAGUCACAUAGAAGCUUUCAGUUCAAACUGCAUACAGCUUGAAUGUCUGGCGGUGAACUUCUGUGCCAAGGUGACUGGGUCAUGUUUGAAAACUUUAUUCCAACGCAGCCGCAGGCUUCGAUGUUUACUUAUGAACCAAACAAGCUUGCAGAGUGAACAUGUGAUGCAAGUGGAGUGGGAGAAGGCCAACAUUCAAGAACUUGAUAUAACAGCAACAGAUCUGUCAACCGAGUGCCUCAUUGAUAUGCUCACACGCAUUCCCGGACUACGUUUUCUGUCUGCUGGCCAGAUCAAUGGAUUUAAUGAUUCGGUUCUGAAGGCAUACAUGGAACUUGGAAAUCCACGUUCAUUGAUUGCCUUGGACUUGGACAGCUCAGAUAAUUUGACUGAUGAUGCUCUCCACAAAUUCCUUUCUCGCCAUGGACAUCAGCUGUGGGGAAUAGCACUCUCUGGAAUGCCUCACAUCACUGAUCAACUGUGGAUGUCAGUACUUCCCAUUCUCACAAAUGCCAAGAUCAUUGUUAUGGGCACCCCUGAGCGCCUAGGAGUAAACAUCCACGUUGAUCAGUUAAUGGAUGGUAUAGCUAAUAACUGUCCGAACUUGGAACGACUGGAGCUACGCUGGGAUCCAGAGAACUUACGGUUUUCUGACAAGAGCCAAAAAGCCAUAGACAUCUUGCGUGUCAAAUGCCUCAAACUCCGUUGCCUUGUGCUCAGCGAUGGCAGAUACUAUGAGGUGGUGAAAGCAAACUUCGAACGUGCUGAUCGUACUACUGUAGUUCGCACAACCACAAACUGCCGUAUCUCCAAUUACUACCUACUUAAUAACUACAAAGACCUUAUAUUCAACUGAUUUUACAGAUAAAAUAAGUUAAUGUCUCAAAUAAUUAGUUAAAUUUAUUACUCAUUAAUAAUGGCAGAAAAUAUAUUUUUGAAACAAGUAUUGACUGAUUACAAUAAUCUCUUCCACCCAUUCACCUCAUUGACAGAUGUACUGAUUACAGCUGUGAUAUGCAUGUAACAUAAUAUCAACUGUCUGUAAGAUUUAGUAGCUGAUUCUCAUAGUACAAAUGCAGACAAUACUAAAUAAACCUCAUCUGAGAGUUGUGAAAAACUUUCAAAAGAGGUAGAAACAAGCAUUUAUUAUGUGCACUAUUAAAAUUAAAAUGCUAUGGAUGAGUCACAUAAAAAAAAUCAGCUGAAAAUAGAUAGAUUGUGAUACAAGAAACUGACAAAAUGAAAACUGUACGUUAUAAACUAGGAAACAGAGUACAAAUAUUUAGAUCUGAGCUUUAACAAAUGUCUUUUGUACUGAAGUUAAUCUGAUUUGAAAAUAUAUGAAAAGUGAAACUGGAAACAUUUUUCUGCCAUCUGAAAAUGAGGAAAAUUGAUGUGAAAAAUCCAAGUAGAUUCUUCCAAGAAAUGCAAGCACUCAUAGAAGUGAUUUUCUGCUUGGUUUAAUCAUUUUUUAUAGAAUUCAAACCAUAAAUUCUAUAUUGUCAUCAAAACAUACUCGUAUCUCAUAAACUGUUGUUGUGAUUUCAAAUGGAGCAAAAUGAGAUUUCAGUGUAAUGUAUGGAAUAAACAUUACUCUCAAACUUAUAUUAUUGCUCAAGAUAAGACUUAAAUGUCAAAUAAAUGCACAUUGUUGUACAAUAAUGUCAAUCAUUUUAUAGAAAGUGUGUUUAAGUGGUCAGUAUUUGUCAGUGCCUUACCAGUACCAUAUAUUUAUAUUUUUGGUUGUAAGGUGUAACCAAACUUAUAUUAUUGCUCAAGAUAAGACUUAAAUGUCAAAUAAAUGCACAUUGUUGUACAAUAAUGUCAAUCAUUUUAUAGAAAGUGUGUUUAAGUGGUCAGUAUUUGUCAGUGCCUUACCAGUACCAUAUAUUUAUAUUUUUGGUUGUAAGGUGUAACCUAUACAUCAGAAGUUCAGCAUUGGUACUGAUGUUUUUGUAUUUUGUUACUCUGAUUCAUGUAACUUUUAUGCUGAUUCUCCAGGUGAAUGGUUGAAAUUUUCAAAUGCAAUAAAAUUCAUAAUACAUUUUGUAAGUCAUAGUGAUUUUUCUUAAAAUACAUAAUUUUGGAAAAAAUGUUAGCCUUGUAAUAUUAACUGAGUUUGUUUUCCCACCCCAGCAUAAAAUGUCUCACUUACAUGAACUAUUUAAGUAAUAAGUACAUAAUAUUGUAACAGAAAAAAAUCAUAUUAUCUUGGAAGCAAGAUUACCACACAAUAAAGUUACUGUGUUCUGGAAGAUGAGGGUUUCUAUUAUUUUUAUAACAUACUGUAUAUGAAAAUGACUUCAAUAAAUUUUUUGAUUUA